AUGGCUAAGUGCAUGUACAUGCCCUCCACCACACUCGUUCUCCUUGUCUUCCUUGUUGCUCUCACUACCUCGAGUCGUGCUAGUCAACCGCCCGCGUGCGUCUCGGACUUGACCGUCACCGGCGAGGUAAUUGACUCUGGACGAAAUGGCAUCACUGCCGCUGCGCUCGGUCUCAUUGACAGCGAUGGUUGGCUUGAUGCCGUGGCGGCCUUUGACGACGAAGGUACCAUUUCGUGGUACAAAAAUACUGAUGGCGCUGGUACUUUUGCUCCGCCGGUCAACGUCGUCACGGGCAUUACCUCGAUUCGCAAAGUCGCCGUCGUCGAUGUGGAUGACGAUGGUUGGAACGAUGUGGUGUUUGGCCAGGAUAGCUCGUCGUCUGGUUUCAUCGCUUGGGCGAGGUCUACCGAUGGUAGUGGCGCGUUUGCUGCUCCAGUCACCAUUACGGCUUGCAACGACUUUGACGACUUUGUCUUGGGUGACGUGGACAAUGAUGGCGAUGAUGACCUUGUCGCUGCCUGCCCCUCAUCUGGCGACGUCUUUUUCGUCGAACGGCUGACAGGGGGCUCCUUUGCGUCGGCUAUCACUAUCACCGACGACUUUAACGGGCCUUCGUCGGUCGGGCUCGGCGACUUUAACCAGGAUGGCGCGCUCGACGUCGUAUUUUCUGCCGCCUUUGUCGACACGCUCGUGCUUGCUCUGGGGUCUGGCGACGGGAACUUUGGGCCAAGCACGGUGGUCUACUCGGACAUCGACUCGCCAAAAGCAGUGGCAGUCGGCGACUUUAACAGCGACGGCUUGGCCGACUUUGCUGCUGUGGGCGGCGGCGACGACACGGUGCUCUGGUUCCGCAACACGGGCAACGGUAGUUUUGCUCCGCCGACCACUAUUGCCUCGCUCUAUGACGCGCCACGCGACUUGGCUGUUGUCGACAUGAACGGCGACGGGAUCGACGACGUCAUCCUGUGCACCACCGCCGGAACGCUGGCAGUCUUCUACGUUCUCGACGAGAACGGCAAGUUUGGUGGCGCCAACGUGGUCGACUCGCGCUACGCGCCGAUGUACCGAAUUGCUACGGGCGACGUCGACGGCGACACGAGGCCGGACAUUGUCAUCGGCUCGACCCACUCGCACUCACAGCUACGGCUCUUCCGCAACAACCCGGUACAGGCUGCAUCGUACUCACCUGACGCGUCGGUGACACCGAGCGUGUCACCCACGCUUGUCACCGGCUUUGAUGGCAUUCGGGAUUUGGUGGUGGCAGACGUCGACGCCGACGGCCUGCUCGACAUUGUCGCCUCGGCGUCCAACAUCGACAUGGUCGCGUGGGCGCGGCAGCUGCCGUCCGGCCGCGGCUUUGGCGCCACCACCAUCAUCUCGCUCUCGAUCGAUGGCGUGCGUGGCAUCGACGUGGCAGACGUCGAUGCUGAUGGUGACGUCGAUGUUGUCUCGACCGCCACCCUCGCCAGCAAGAUCUUUGUCCACACCAAUGUCGACGGUGCAGGCGGGCGAUGGAGCACGGCCGAGCUAGCGUCCAACUUUGGCGACCCGCGCUCGAUUGUCCUUGCUGAUCUCGACGGCGACGCCCUGCUCGACAUUGUGUCCGGCGCGAUGAGCUCGGGCGUCGUCGCCUGGUUUCGCAACACCGGAACCGGGACCGGUGCGCUCCGGUUCUCGGCGCCGAUCACAGUUGCCACGCUUUCGCCUGGCCCGGGUGACAUCAUUGUGGCUGACGUCGACGGCUCUGGCGCGCCCGACAUUGUCACCAUGGCGUACGAAUCCAGCGGAGGCGACGCCUUCAUCGCCUGGUUACCGAACCUCGACGGCGCAGGCUCGUUUGGCUCACCGGUCUUCCUUCCGCCGGGCAUCUACACCGGCCAGCAUGGCAUUGCGGUCGCCGCGGCUGAUUUCGACGGCGACAACGAUACCGACCUCGUUGCCGCCUCGCUGUGGCAGAACGCUGUGGCGUGGUACGACAACCUCGAUGGGCUCGGUAGUGCUUGGAGCGAGACGGUGCUCUCGACAAGCCUCGACGGCGCGAUCUUUGUGGCCGGCGCCGACAUCGACGCUGAUGGCGACCAAGACAUUGUUGCGUGUGCCGAGUACGGCGACGACGUCGGGUACUUUGUCAACAGUGACGGGGCGGGCAGCUUUGCGCCGUUCCUCCUUGUCUCGUAUGUGGCCUACUCGCCGCGAGUAGUGCGGGUGGUCGACCUCGACGGCGACUCGGACCUCGACCUGGUGGUGGCGUCGUCUACGUCGGAUGGCGUGGCGUGGUUCCCGGGGCGGACCCGUAACGCAUGGACAACUGUACGUGUACCGACCUCGCUCAGCAUGGUGUACGAGUCGCGGGCAUGUGGCGUCGACAAGUUCUCGCUCCUCUGUCUCCUCGACAACAUCCGGCGGACCUCGCUCUGCGUUCGUGACACACUGCUGCUGGAGCCUGGGGUGUACAGCUGUCGCGGCGGGGCACAUGCGUCGAUUGGGCGGACGCUCACGCUCGCGCCACGGGUGCCCGGUACAGUCUCGUUUGAUUGUGACGGUGGAGUGCUCUUUCUUGUCACGGCCUCGCCGACGUUUGUUGAGGCCCGCGGCGACGUCGAGAUCCGCGACGUCGAGCUGACCCGCCUCGGACAGGGAAGCCACGGCAUCGAGGCGUCGCCGGGCAUCCGAAUCUCAGGCGACGGCGCUCGGCUGGUUCUCACUUCGGUCUCGAUUCGCGAGUCCAAGACCGAGAACCUGCCUGGUCAGGUGUACGUCGACGAGGGCCUCGGCGGAGUGCUGCUUGCCGUGAGCGGCGGGCGGCUGGAGGUCAACAACUCGACGAUCGAGCAGACAUCGACGACGGGCGCCGGCGGCGCGAUUGCCUGUCGUGGCGUCGGCUCGUCGGUCCUGGCCAGCCACUCACGAAUCGCGAGCUGCUCGGCGAGUGAGCGCGGCGGUGGCCUUGCGGUGGUCGACGGCGGCUCGGCUGUGCUUCAUCAGUCAGUGGUGGAGAGCAACACAGCGAGUAGCGGUGGUGGCGGCGGAAUCUACGUCUCGGGCACCAGCACCCUCAAGGUGACCGGUGGCGAGAUCCGCGGCAACAGCGGCGGCGGGGCCGGUGGUGGAAUCUUGGUCGCGGCCACCGGUCGCGGCGAACUGUUGGGUGUGACCGUGCGCGGCAACAGCGGUGGAUCGGGCGGCGGGCUUGCGGUGGCGAGCGAGGCGGUGGCGUCAGCGGUGGCGAUUCUGCAGUCGGCAGCAGACAUGCCGCGUGCAGACCCGAGUGCGGACAGCUACGUCGGGCCUGGGCCCGAGUCGACUGCGGCGCUAGUCUUGACCGAUGUCAGCGUUGUCGACAACGUUGCACGAAUGCAUGGCGGCGGCGCGAGCGUGUGCGGCGGACGUGUGGUGAUCUCGGGCACUUCCUCGCGUUGGGCGGGUAAUGCGGCGCAGCGGACGCCGGUUGCGAUGCGCAGCUCGGCGGAUGUGUUUGUGUGCGCGCCGUCGGCGUCAUGGACAGGAGCUGCGAGCCGCGAGAGCGCGGACAGCCUUCCGUGGCUCCGGAUUGCGCCGGCGGUGUUUGGUGGCGGCAUGGCGGGCGCAGCCAUCCAUGGACCUCCGGCGGCACUCGAGUGGGCGAGCGCUCCGAGUCGAAGCCUGCAGGCUGGCGAACCAAUGAGCGGCCGGGUGCGAGCCCGCGACUGGCUCGGAGAGCCUGUGGUGUACACUGGAGUGCAGCUCAGAAUGAGGUUCCCCAGCAUGGGAUCCGGACUUGGAAUUGUGGAGGCGCCGCAGCCGACGACGUUCACCGAGUCGUCGCCGAUCCCAGCAGUGCGGCUCGGGGCGAUGUCGGCCGAGAGCGUACCGGUGGAUGUGGCAUUCACGGUCGAGGUGAGUGGGGCCGGAGGCGCGCUGCCUGUGGCGAGCGUGGGCGGACAGGUGGCCGUCACGGCAUGUCGCGGCGGAUUUGGCGUCGAGAGCUUGGUAACGGCAGACGCGGCCGAUGUUGUGCUCGGGUGCCGGGCGUGCGACGCCGGAACAGGUGCUGUAGCCGGGUUCAACACAUGCGGUGGCAUUCCCGAGUGCGCUGCCAACACGGCGCGGAUCAACACGACGGGGCUCAACGCAGGAUCGGUGGAGCCGUGCUUCUGCCUGCCAGGGUUUUGGAGCGAGAGCGGCGAGAGCGACGUGGCGUGUGUGGGGUGUCCGCCUGGCGGAGUGUGCGUAGGCGGGACGGCGCGGCCGGUGGCGGCGCCGGGCUUUUUCCCCGACGCCAGCGAUAGCGCGCUGUUUCUGGCGUGCCCGACGGCCGAGGCGUGCUCAGGCAGCGGGAUGUGCGCGACCGGGUACGAGGGCCAGCUGUGCGCGUCGUGCGCCGCGGGCUACUUUUCGCUCCGCGGACGAUGCUACCGAUGCAAGACCGAGGCAAACACUGCGGUGAUGGUGGUGAUUGUGGCGGUGGUGGCGGUGGUCCUUGCGAUACUCCUCGGAUUCAACCUCUCGGACAGCGUGCGGUAUAAGUUUGCGGCGGCGAUGAUCGGGCUCAACGCGCUGCAGAUCUCAGCCAUCUACGGGCAGCUGGAGCUGGAGUGGGGCGACUGGGCAGAGCUGUACUUUGAGGCCAUCUCGUCGUUCAACCUCAAUCUCGAGCUGACCUCGCCCGAGUGCUCGCUUGGGCGCGAAGUCGAUGUCUGGGUCAUCAAGUUGGUGCUUACACUUCUGCUUCCGAUUGCGGUGGCGGCGUGCCUGGCGUUGGUAGCGGGCGGCGCUGCGCUGCUUGCAAGCAGCGGCAUCGGAUGGCUCGGACGGAAGAGCGUGCGCGAGGUGGGCAACGCGUACGUGCGGACGCUGUUCCAGACCCUUGUUCUCCUCUAUCUCCCGCUGUCGUCUGCGGCGUUUCGGCUCUUUGACUGCCGGCGCAACGAGGCUGGCAGCUGGGUGCUUGCAAGGACUGCGCGGCGGUGCUACGAUUCCAAGUGGUGGGCGCUGCUCCCGAUCGCACUCACAGGGGUGGUGGCGUACGCGCUGGCGAUCCCCAGCGCCGUGGUGUGGGUGCUCAAGCGGCGACGGGCCGAGCUCGAUCAGCUCACGUUUGUGCUCCGGUACGGGUUCCUUGUGGGCCGGUUCACUGCUUCGGCGUGGUGGUUUGAGGCAGCCAUCAUGGGGCGCAAGCUCGUUGUUGUGGUGUGCAUGACGUUCUUUGUGGGCGACGACUCGAAAGCGUCUGCGGCGGCGGUGUCGCUCGCGGUGGCACUCGUGCACGUGGUGCAGGUGCAUCCUUACGGCCGCGAGCUGCAUAACAGGCUCGCUAUGAUUGUGCUUGGAUCGUGUGCCCUCGUCCUCGAGGCCGGUACCUUUGACGACAAGCGGCUGCGGCAGGGCUUUGUGCUCGGCGGGCUUGCGGUCAACGUGCUCGCGAUCGUGAUAGGCAACGCGCUCGAUGUCCGGCUCAUGCUUGCGGUCGAGGCCAAGGCCAACGACGAGUUUUUCUCGCCAGACACGACGCUCGAGCUCGCGUCGAUGCCGCUCCAGCUGGAAGAGCCGAGCAACAACGGUGUGACGAUGGACUCGGUAGCGCUUGAUGACGUCGGCAGCAGCUUUCCGGUGGCGCGGCAGCAGGCCGGUGUCAGCGACACCGAGUAUGGUGACAGCACAGCCAGUUGCGCCAACACGCCCACGCACGGCACGGUCUCCAGCAUUGUGGUCGAUGAAAGCGCAGCGGGCGUCUCGACCGUGGUCUUUGUCCUCUGA
Thecamonas trahens ATCC 50062 is the source of this 5736-nucleotide messenger RNA. RefSeq lists its product as uncharacterized. The record is from RefSeq and is a predicted model, not a curated record. The coding region runs from base 1 to 5736 and encodes 1911 amino acids. Lineage: Eukaryota; Apusomonadida; Apusomonadidae. The transcript is spliced from 2 exons.